This is a messenger RNA of Penicillium argentinense, 1623 nucleotides long. Its product is annotated as cytochrome P450. The transcript is spliced from 4 exons. NCBI's taxonomy places the organism in Eukaryota, Fungi, Ascomycota, Eurotiomycetes, Eurotiales, Aspergillaceae. Bases 1 to 1623 code for a protein of 540 amino acids. The record is from RefSeq and is a predicted model, not a curated record. Gene Ontology annotation, molecular function: heme binding; monooxygenase activity; oxidoreductase activity, acting on paired donors, with incorporation or reduction of molecular oxygen.
AUGGAAGACUGUAAAACGGCUGUCUACGUCCUCUGCUUUUGCACGUCGUUCUAUAUCACUGCCGUAAUAUUCUACCGGUUGGUGCUAAGUCCCUUGGCGAAAUUCCCAGGCCCUCGCCUAGCAGCUGCCACAAGGCUCUACGAAAUCUACUACCAGAUGAUUAAAGGGGGCACAUUCACUUGGCACAUCAGCGACCUUCACGAUAAAUAUGGCCCUGUGGUCCGAAUAACCCCGUGGGAGAUACACAUCAAGGACCCCAACUACUAUAACACCGUCUACCUUGAUAUGGGAAAACUCCGCAACAAAGAAUCUUUACUCAGCUGUAUCGGAUAUCCCAAUCCAAUUUUUCCACUCGUCUCUCACGAGCCACAUCAGCCUUGGAGAAACAUUCUUGCUAGGUUCCUGAAGAAGAGCGCUAUCCUUGAAUUUGAACCGGUGAUAAAGGCAAAUAUACAAUCACUUUGCAAACACUUCUCGACCGCUGCCAACAGCCACGAGCCUUUGGAGCUGUAUAGCGCUUUCCACUGUUAUUCCAGUGAUACCCUCUCCCAACAUGCGUUUGGUCACGACCUCGGCUUUCAUUACUUGGAUGAAAUGAAAUACUCGGAGAAAUGCAAGACUUGGGUGAAUUCAAAGUUUACAUUAUGUCGGUUGAUCCGGCAUUUAAGCUUUGUGGGUGACAUAGCACACAAGAUUCCACGUCCGGCUUCAUUUGCGGUUGAGCAAUAUGCGCAUGCCUAUUCUAUGGAAAAGGAUGUGAAGAUUCGGAUUCAACGGCUGGUAGAUCAAUAUGACCAAUGGGAGGUUGAGAUGCAGUCAACUGGUCACUCGACAAAAAAUGGAUUUUCCUUGGAAGCCCGAAAAGCCAUCUAUCCUGCAAUAUUGGCCGACCAGGAAGUGCCUUUGCUUGAAAAGAGCCAAUCUCAGUUAGAGGAUAGUGCUUUAUUCCUCAUGCUGGCGGGUACAAAUGUCCCUUCACAAACUAUUGCUAUCACUAUGUUCCACAUACUCAACAACCCCGCAAUAUAUCAGAGGCUCAAGGAGGAACUCUUUAUAGUUCUUCCAGAUGUGACAACCAUUCCAAGUAUUGAAAGAUUGGAGCAGAUCCCUUAUUUGGUAGGUUGCGUUGUGAUUCCUCUUUCAAACCAUGUUGGACUAAAAUCAUUACCGACCGCAACAAUUAGAGAGGGCCUUCGCCUCGAGUCUAUUGUUACAACUCGACUUCUUCUCUCCGCACCGAAUGAUGUUUUGCGAUACCAACAGUGGGAUAUCCCAGCCGGAACAUUCGUCUCGAUGUCUACAUAUUUCAUUUUGAGGGACCCAUAUAUCUUCCCUGAGCCUGACAGAUUCAAACCGGAGCGGUGGCUUAUCGAACCAGAGUCGCUACGGAAACUUGAGAGAUAUUUGGUUCCGGCAUCAGAAGGAACGCUGGGCUGCCUAGGACAAAAUAUGAAUUGGUCAUGGAUGCAUCAUCUUAUUAGCGCUCUUGUGCGUCGAUUUGAUCUGGCUUUGCAUGAGACAAUGGAGAGAAAUGUGAGCAUGGUCCGAAAUAAUUGUAUCGGACAACCUGAACCAGGCAUAAACGAAGUCAAAGUGAAUGUUUUGGGGAAACAUUCGCAUUAA